Oncorhynchus tshawytscha (Chinook salmon) is the source of this 2428-nucleotide messenger RNA. It is a transcript of the gene tcirg1a, whose product is annotated as T cell immune regulator 1, ATPase H+ transporting V0 subunit a3a. Gene Ontology annotation, molecular function: ATPase binding; proton-transporting ATPase activity, rotational mechanism. The transcript has 15 exons. The record is from RefSeq and is a predicted model, not a curated record. NCBI's taxonomy places the organism in Eukaryota, Metazoa, Chordata, Actinopteri, Salmoniformes, Salmonidae. Gene Ontology annotation, biological process: proton transmembrane transport; vacuolar acidification. The coding region runs from base 258 to 1925 and encodes 555 amino acids. Gene Ontology annotation, cellular component: vacuolar proton-transporting V-type ATPase complex; plasma membrane; proton-transporting V-type ATPase, V0 domain.
CAGUGUGACACAGAAGAAAGACAAAGGAAAACAACGACCUCAAAUAGUUUCAGCCAUCUUAACUUCGUUAUCUAACUUGCAUCUGUACUGUAGUCCCUUUGUUUACAUCUCUGCAGAGUGCACGUUGUAGUCCCUUUGUUUACAUCUCUGCAGAGUGCACGUUGCACCAUCCCAAUUGCUAGAAGGAGAAAUGUUGGGAUAACGUGCCCCACAGCUAACAGAUCGCUACCGGGCGAGCUAGCUAGAUAACGGUCGCCAUGGGCGCGUUCUUUCGGAGCGAGGAGGUGUGUCUUGUGCAGCUCUUUCUCCAAUCAGGGUCAGCCUACAACUGCGUCAGCGAGCUUGGAGAGCUGGGUCUGGUCGAAUUCAGAGACAGGAAGUUUGUGAACGAGGUGCGGCGCUGUGAGGAGAUGGAGAAGUCCUUCACGUACCUGGAGCAGGAGAUCGGCCGGUCCCUGUUCCCCCCGCUGGCGGGUCCUCUCCCCACCCCCAGCCCUGUGCCCUCCGCUCCCCAGCCCAGAGAACUCAUGGCCAUCGAGGAGGAGAGCGAGAGGCUAGCCAGGGAGCUACGAGAGGUGUCCAGGAACAGAGACAGCCUGAUGAACCAGCUGAUCCAGCUCAGCCAAUACAGAGGGGUUUUGAUCCAGACACAGUCCCUCACAGUCUCACAGGCUCCGCCUCCCUCUUCUCUGGAGACUGCUGCAUUACUGGACAACAGACAAGACAUCAGGCUGAGUUUUGUGUCUGGCGUGGUCCACCCGUGGAAGGUUCCGUCAUUUGAGCGGCUGCUAUGGCGAGCGCGCCGCGGUUACAUCAUCGUCGACUUCAGGGAGAUGGACGAGAGGCUGGAGAGUCCUGAAACGGGUGAGAUGGUCCAGUGGACAGUCUUCCUCAUCUCUUUCUGGGGUGAGCAGAUUGGACAGAAAGUCAAGAAGAUCUGUGAUUGUUUCCACACCCACACCUUUGACUACCCAGAGGGCACGACGGAGAGAGAGAAGAUUCUGCACGGGCUGCAGGGAAGGAUAGUAGACAUCAAAACGGUCCUCUCCCAGACGGAACAUUACCUGCAGCAGUUGCUGUGUCGCUCGGUGGCACUGCUGCCCCAGUGGAAGGUGCGGGUCCAGAAGUGUAAGGCCGUUCAGGCCGUGCUCAACCUCUGCAGCCCCUCCGUCACUGACAAGAUAGAGGGAACGAGGAAGAACAAUAGUGGUGUGGACUCAUUCUAUAACCGCCUCCCGGACCCAAGCACCCCUCCUCCCACCCUCUUCCACACCAACUCCUUCACAGCCGGCUUCCAGAGCAUCGUAGACGCAUACGGUGUUGCCAGAUACAGAGAGGUCAACCCAGCGGUGUACACCAUUAUCACCUUCCCCUUCCUGUUUGCGGUGAUGUUUGGGGACGUGGGCCACGGCCUCCUCAUGACCAUGGCCGCUCUCUGGAUGGUGCUGCAGGAGAGAGACCUCAAACUCAGGACCAACGACAACGGGGUACACACACCUUACCACUCUCCUCGUGGAUGGUACUACAGGAGAAAGACCAGAGGACUGGAGCUGAUGCUAGAGCCUCUUCCCGGGAAGAGGAAAUGUGUGUUGGAAAAUGAAGUAUUUCAACUGGCCCAGCCACACACUGUACCCCUCUUGCCCUCUAUCUGCCAGAUGAUGUUUGGUGAGCUGUCGGAGGUGCUAUGGGUGAUGGUGAUACGCAUCAGCCUGUCGUGGCAGGGCUACAUGGGAUCUGUAGUUCUAGCAGUCAUCUUUUCCUUCUUUGCCACACUCACCGUCUCCGUCCUGCUCGUCAUGGAGGGGCUGUCCGCCUUCCUGCACGCGCUCAGAUUGCACUGGGUGGAGUUCCAGAAUAAGUUCUACAGUGGAACGGGAUACAAGCUCAACACUUUCUCCUUCUCCUCCAACCUGAACCCUCUAUAGGACAUUGUUACAGAGGAAGUACUCUACCUACAUAUAUAUAUGUACCCAACAGAAGCAUGUAUAAAGUUGUUCUAUAUACCGCUUUCAAACACAAGACAUUAUGUUACAAAUGAAGUACUGACAGAUAUAGGGUGUCUGGAAUGGCAACCUAUCCCUUAUAUAGUGCACUACUUUUGACAAGAGCCCUAUGAACCCUGGUCAAAGGUAGUGCACUAUAUGGGGAAUAGGGUUCCGUUUCAGAUGCAUCCAUAGACUAAUAAAAAUUGAUCAAACCAUAGCUUAUCUUGCAUAUGGUAUCAUAUUUGAAAAGGAGGGGAACUUGUGUAUAUAGUCAGCGUUUAGUUUUUGACUUGCAGUUUCUCUUUAAUGAUGAGCCUACAACAGAGAUGGCGACUGUAGGAGUGCACUACGUUUCCCAGGGACCACUGGGACACCGUUUUGUGCAUGGGAGCCUUCUAUGUUUUAACCACUUAUAAAUGAAUGCCAUUAAAUAAUGGUUUUAU